AUGUCAAGAGACGGGUGCUCUGAAGAACAAGCGCAGAGCAGGGUCAACGCACAACUUGUGUUGGACUGGAAGAAGUCGGAAGCUGACAUAGUGAUCGACAACUCUGGAUCACUGGAUAACACCAGACAACAGUUCCGUGAAGUGUUGAGGAAAGUCUAUGAGCCCUUAACAUGGAAGGAACACUUGAGAUCUCGAGAUGGCCUGAUCUCUGUUGUCGUGUGCACGGAAGUGGGCGUUUUACUUGCCCGGAAGAAUCUGCUAUGA
Messenger RNA from Miscanthus lutarioriparius, 264 nucleotides. NCBI's taxonomy places the organism in Eukaryota, Viridiplantae, Streptophyta, Magnoliopsida, Poales, Poaceae. The record is from the annotation of a GenBank genome assembly.